Molecule: messenger RNA, 2352 nt
Organism: Ruditapes philippinarum (Manila clam)
Lineage: Eukaryota; Metazoa; Mollusca; Bivalvia; Venerida; Veneridae
Exons: 14
Coding region: 396-2264 (622 amino acids)
Source: RefSeq, a predicted model, not a curated record
AUGGUCUUGUGGAAAUUUUGCUCAAAUACUGAAGCGAAAGUACAGCGGUGCACUGAUGCGUGUGUAAACAAUCGGCAGGUGGCGCUAGAUGUAAAUUCUCGCGAGAUUUAUAAAUAGUUCGAUACAAUGAGCAGAUCGAUACAAUGGGGUUCGAGUAUAUAUUAAUAAAAGUAUAUGCACUUCCUUUAAAUCUGUGUUGAAGAAUUUUCUUCUUAAAAUAAUCCGUAUCAAUAGAACCUACGAGUGAGUUCCGAUAUAUUCAUUUGUGACUUAUUGAAAGUAUAAAUAACAGGUGAAAUACUGUUUUGUUGAAAACAAAAAGGAAGAAACUGACAGUCCAAAUACAAUCACUCAUAUGCGCUGCAGAUUGCCUGAUUCAAAACACAGUUGAUAACAUGGCAGGAGAAGUGUUUCAAAAUCGUAAAAGGAAAUCGAGAGAAGAACACAUUCAAGAUAGUGAUGAUGGAAGAGCAAAGCGUUCUAAACAAUACACAGCUGAAGAUCAAAAUGAAGAACAAUUUCUUACUCCAGAAAAACAUGCUAAUGGUCAAAAUAACACAGAUGCUCUUAAUGUUACUGUCAACAGGAAUUUUAUGUUCAACGGAACAACAACACAACCUCCAUUACAUGGAACGCCAUGCCAAUUCGAACAUACAUCGCCUUGCUCUUCAAUUAUAGGGACCGACAGAAUGGAAUGUAAAACUAAUAUAUCUAUAACACAUGAGAGGCGAUCUUCCUUAGAUUCAGGAAUAACGUACACAUCAACGAAUGCAGCAUCAUCACCACAUGCAGAUGCGCACUCAAGUGGCAUUGGAUCAUUACUAGCAAUGGAAUGCAAUGUUGAAGAUAUGCAGACCUCAGAUGAAGCAGAUUCUUUCGAAAUGAAGACGGGAACCAAACAUAUCACGAGCACAAUUAAGCAAAAACGGAUGCAAAAAUUCCUCCAAAGGAAAUUUGUUUUCCUGAAAAACGAACUUAUUCCCUUGGAUAUAGCCGAUAGGCUUCUGAGCUUUGAGGUUAUAACAGAUCGAGAUAUUGAGGAUAUACGUAAUGUGAAUGGUAGAGGCCAAAAGAGUGAGUGUAUGAUAAAAGCAAUUUAUCGCUCGCUGGAAAACAGUGAUCCUGGUGUCGUUCGAAAGAUAAAAGCUGCAUUUUCAGAUGUAGGCUAUGACUAUAUCUUCAAGGACUACAAGGAAUAUUCUCUGUCUGGUAAAAGAAAAUCUCCACCUGGUUUAUCUUUAUUAUGGAAGGAAAAAUUAAAAUCGUUUGAACUUGAAUUGGAGGAUGAUCUGGAUCCACGUUUUUUUAUUGAUCAGUUAGUUUCUGAAGAAGUUCUUGAAUUUGACGAGCACCAAAACAUCUUAGAUGUGAACUUUAAACCGGAAAAAAUGAAUUGCUUGUUUAGAUACCUUCACAGAAAAAAUGAACAGACGUUCGAGGACUUUUGCAAAGUGCUCAAAAUUGCUUAUAACAAAAACACCCUUGUUGAUAAACUUUGCAGUUCACAGUAUGUUAGUACCAUAGAAAUCGAAAAGCUUAAAGAACACAAGCCGCAUCCUGAAGUAAAUCUCGGAAGUACAGAAGAACCAAUUUGCCAAAUGACAUCGUCUACAAUUGGACAUAUAGAAUUUCGAAUUGACGGAGAAGCAAGAGAUAUCGAAAAGAUGAUAGUUGAUGACAAUAAUCCUAUUCCAAAUGCAAAUUUACAAGAAGAAGUUAUGGAUAUUGUCGCAUAUGAAAUCGUUAAAACAACAUUUUCAUCGAUUCGCAUAGUUUUAUCAGCAUUAUCGCACUCCUCAGAGAUGCAGAUCGUAAAGAAAUGUAAACAAUCGCCUGUUUUUCUGGUGAAACUUCUGCAAAAUCUUAUCAAACCUGAACAUUUCAAGAUGUUAGAGGAAAGAGGCAUAAAACGUAUCUUCUUUGAAAUAAAAGUAAAGUUGCCAGGGAGUGAACAUAUUUCAAAAACCGAUAUUGUUAGAAACAAAGACCUGCUAUGCAAAGAACUAACGAAAGAAGAAAUAUUGCAAUUCCUAGGAGAGACCGACACCGAUGAUCAUGUGAAGGCAAUUGAAGACAUGAAAAAGGCUGAAACGAAUACACAAUGCGUCAUAAAAUUGGUGGAAUUCAUUGUUAGCGAAGGAAACGAAAUGUACCCGGAAACGUUCCUUGAAUAUUUGAAGAAGCAUAACAAAGAUGAACUUAUCUCAAAAUUGUCAAGAUUGCAAUCAUGUUCUUGCACAAUUACAAAAAAAGAACAUCGUUGAGCAUUAUUCGUUGAUUGAAAAAGAAUUGACAGAUGUAGAUUCGAUUAUCAAAGCAUUCUCUGAGUAUGCUGACUUUCCUGCAGAUUUA